GAUGGAGUGUAGACGUAUUCAGCGUAUUCAGCUCUCAGGACUAGGAUGCGUAUCGGUGCCGAUCUCGUUUUCUGGAUUUUUACAACAGUCGUCCCUUUCUGUUGCUGCUAUCGGUGUGGAAGCAGACUGUUAUUGAAACCGUCUAUUGAACCAGUUCUGUUUCCAUCUCAGAGGAUGAUAGUGAAAAAUGUGAUCCAGUGCGAGACUGCAUGUCGCCGAGACGCAAAAUGCAUAUCGCUGAAUUAUGAUUUCAAAAAUGGGUUUUGUGAUCUGAACACAUUUGAUCAUGGCUACGAUGCUGCGUCAUCACAGGUGAAAUACCUCCUUGAGAAGAACUGUAAAGUUGAUGGUGUUGACGCAUGUGCAGACUGCCCUCCAGGCACGCGGUGUGUAUAUGCAGCCAAUGAGUAUGCGUGUCUAGCCGGGGAGGCAUCAUCACCUUUAAUUGUGGUCGACUGUGGCCCUCCUGAACCAUUACACAACGGUGUUUUCGUGUACAACACUACGACCUAUACCUCCCUCGGUACUGCCAUUUGCAACAGCGGUUACAAUCUAUCGGGUUCUUCAAAGCACGUAACGUGUUCGGCUGAAGGGCGGUGGGAAACGUUGAACGGUUCGUGCAAAAUUGUCGACUGUGGAGUUCCGGGGUCUAUUCCUGGUGGCAGUUUUAGCUACAGCACCACAACCUACGGAUCUCUCGGCCAUGCAAUAUGCAACUCUGGCUUCAACUUCUCUGGUAGCAGUAACAGCGUAUCUUGCACAGCAGGCGGCGACUGGGAAAACGUUUCUGGAAUUUGUAAAGUUGUCGACUGUGGAGUUCCAGGGUCUAUUCCUGGUGGCAGUAUUAACUACAGCACCACAACCUACGGAUCUCUCGGCCAUGCAAUAUGCAACUCUGGCUUCAACUUCUCUGGCAGCAACAACAGCGUAUCUUGCACAGCAGGCGGCGACUGGGAAAAUGUUACAGGAAUUUGUAAAGUGGUCGAGUGUGGAGUUCCGGGGUCUAUUCCUGGUGGCAGUAUUAACUACAACACCACAACCUACGGAUCUCUCGGCCAUGCGAUAUGCAACUCUGGCUUCAACUUCUCUGGUAGCAACAACAGCGUAUCUUGCACAGCAGGCGGCGACUGGGAAAAUGUUACAGGAAUUUGUAAAGUGGUUGAUUGCGGACUUGUCCCUAACGCCGAAAACAGGCUCCUUUCCUACAAUAGCACGGUAUUUGGAUCCCAGGUCACAGUCACAUGUGUCAAUGAUACGGAUCAAUAUGAUGGUGAUAACACGGGUGUUUGUGAUGAACGUGGACAGUGGAUCGGGGUACCUGUGUGUAAGAAAAACACUCAAUCAAUUGGUGGCUGGAUUUUACUGCUUCGAGUCACAGCCGACGUCAACGUUUCGCCCUACGAUGUGUGGAUGGAUGACCUCAUAUACCAUGAUCAUCCGGCCGUCCCUGGGAAUUUGCAGCCCGGAUGUAUGACCCUUGAUACGUCACUUCCGUGUGACAUGCACUUUAAAAGUAAACUGGUAACUACAUGGGAAACCGCAAAUAUUGAACAGGUCAAAGUUAUCAUUUUAAAAGGGAACACUGUCAAAGCAGAGGUUCUUUUUGAUGGAGUUGGGACCACGAAAACCAGUUGGUUUUCAUCAAGCCACGUCAUCAAUUCUACCUGGACAGACUUGAUGUCUUUGCCUCAAAAUCGGUUCAGUAUCACAGGGGACGGCACGACUAACCGACGGUUUCAGAUAAACCACUACUAUGGGGGCUGUCCGGCGGACAAGGGGUGGCUUGCUGUCAUAGAUAAACCAGACAACAAUCCUUGCCCUUGGGAACAAUAUACUUCUGUACCACAUAUUUUGUACAGUGCCGGAACGUCUGAGUCAUUAUGUGCAGACUUUGAAUCCGGCGAUGUUAUGGCAAUACUGGCGAAACAACAACACUCAGGGUGAUAUCACACUUUUUGUAACAGAGACUUAACGAUUUUCGAUUUUACAAUCUAAAAACAUUAUUAAGACAUCAAGGUAAGAAAUAGGCAUCUCCGUGGACACAAAUUGUGCCCCUCUUCUUGCUGAUUUGUUUCUUUGUGCCCGUGAAUCGGAAUUUCAAAAAAACAAAAAACAAGGGGAUAUGGCUAAGAAGUUCAAAUCUAUUGAAAGUGCAAGUCUCAAAGGUAGAUACACCUUUGCAGAAAUGGAUAAACGUAACAUCGUUAAGGAAAGCUAUUAAACAAAACGUUUUGAAUUGUGUUAAAUUAUAAUACAAAGUACAUAUUUACACCCGAAAGAAAGUCAUAUGUGAUUUCAUUUUUAUCUAAAUAGCAACAAACAACUGCCCUGAUCCCACCGCCAGCGCGUAUGCAUAUCGAAAUCCUAGCUACAGACCGAGCUGUGGCUGUGACGUGACAGUGCGUAGUCAUUUCUUUUUGUUUACAGUGCAUUAAUCUGUAUGGCAAUGAAGUGACAUUUCUGGUUUUCUCGGUGUAUUGAGGACGUUAAAAGGGGUAUUGUGUUGUGUGGGGAUGUACUUGUUCAUGAAACAAUAGUGUCCUUUCUUCAAAUUAAAGGCCGAUUUCGCGAUGAGGAAUGUUUUGAUACAGCGAUGUUAGCGUGGGAAAAAAGUGGAAACCGACUGGUAAUGCCGUUUUGUGUUCCUUGCGCUAGCAAGCAGUCUCUAUUCAUUACGCAGUGAAGGCCACAUUUCUUUACCAAUCUAGAUUCUGGCAUAAUGGUCAUCUUAUAACAAUAUUUGAUCAGACGUUUGAAAACAUAUAUAAAUUUACAUACAUAGAGUACCUUCCACGUUCACCCCUGACCACAUUAUUUGAUGGUGAUUGCUUUACAAACAAGAACCUCUUACAAGCAAACAUUUUAUUUCUAUUUCAUCCCAAAUAUCAACACCCAACACUUCAGAACCGUAUAAUAAAAUAGGACGUAUUUUGUAAUAAAAUAUUGUAAAGGAACAAUUCAUUGGAUUUAAAAAAAAAUAUAUAUAAAGAUUUAAACACACAACAUAGGAGUGUCUACCGCUGUGCUUUUAAUUUUUUUAACGUGAACAUACUAUGAUAAUGACCUAGAAAAUAAUAGUCCAAAGUGGGAACACAUUCAAGUCGCUGCCCUUUUUACUGCUAUUUCUUUGUUCUACGUUUUGACAACCCAAAUACUAUGUCAGCGAUGGGGACAAUGAAUCAUCAGCAAAUAAUAAUAAGUUGUAUGAUAUCAUGAUGAUAUCAUGAUGUAACUGUGUAGCUGGUGAACAGGAAGGUUCUAUCUGUAAUGGCAAUUCAUAAAUAAACACCGAAAAUAACAAUUGGCCCAUAACACAGCCUUGUCUAAGGCCUAAUCAACAAUCCAAGGUUUCUGAUAAAUUAUUGUUUACACGAACACAAACUUUCACACAUUCAUACAGGGAUUCGAGUUCAUGUAACAUCUUUGGGAACCCCCUGUCCACCUACAUUUUAAUAUGAAUCAUAGCUUUGUUCUGUCAACAAAAUCGAAUGCCUUUUUAAAAUCCACAAACAUAGUAUAUAUUUUUUACGCGUUUUAGAAGAAAUGCUGCAUCACAGACUGAAGAAUAAAAUAUUCCUUCCUGAAGCCUGCUUUGGACUUGAUGAUUUUAUCAUAAGAAAUAGCCCAGAAAGAUAAUUUUGAAUUCAAAAUAGAUGUAGAUAAUUUACAAAAUGAAACUAACAACGAAAUUCUUCUGUGAUUAUUAUGAUUUAAAUUAGCACCUUUUUAUGUACUGGAAUAAUAAUACCUUAUUUAAAAAACAUUUAAUAGCAGCUGAAUAUACCGUACCAAUAUAUCCAUAGAUGUUUUAAAGAAUUCCUCACCCGCAGCUUCACAUGUCAUCUGUCUGGCAAUGGCUUCACAAAUGUCUUGUUUUGUGAUGGACGAGUCAAGUAUCGUACUCAUAUCAUCAAAGUCAAAAUCAAUAUGAGAAUCUGUAGAUUCUUCAUUCAUAUUUAUAUCACAUUCUUGGAACACAUUCCUAAAAAAGAGAACCAUUCGCGCAAGAGCACCGGUUUACUUUGUGUAUUACUUUUAGUAUUUUUCUCAAAUGUAUUCCAAGUCCUUAGAAUUAUUAAUAUUUGCUAGCAUUUUAGUCUUUCACAUGUA
Messenger RNA from Haliotis rufescens (red abalone), 4110 nucleotides. Its product is annotated as sushi, von Willebrand factor type A, EGF and pentraxin domain-containing protein 1-like. The transcript has 11 exons. The coding region runs from base 46 to 1944 and encodes 632 amino acids. NCBI's taxonomy places the organism in Eukaryota, Metazoa, Mollusca, Gastropoda, Lepetellida, Haliotidae. The record is from RefSeq and is a predicted model, not a curated record.